UUACUGUGCGCUUGCCUUUAGCGGGCCAGUCUGCGGGUGGAAGGACAUGCAUGUAAACCGGGUUAGGUCGAGCUUUGGCAGGCAGGGGCUCUCCCUUUCCCCUAAAAUAUAACUAACAUAGGUCGUUCCACAUAACCUAAUAAGAUGUCUGUGACCGCCCUGCGUUUGGUCUUUUGCCGGAGGCUGAGCAAUGCUGGUCCAGGGGUGAGGAAAGUCAUGCCAUGGAAAGAUUUGCGGAAAAUAGCUAAAGUAACUGGUGCUAUUAUUCUGGGUGGCUGUCUCUUCAUCUCCUAUGAGGUCAUCACCUUGAGGCAGGCAGUCACCAUUGACACACAGGCCAUUCUCCAGGAGAAGCGCAAGUCCUAUAUCUACCUGACUCCUGUCACUAGCAAAGAGCAGGAGCUCCUUGGCACCAAUGUCACUUAUAAAACCAGGAAGGAGCUUCAUAAAGCAGCAAGAAGAAUUAUUGAAAUGUCCUCUUGGAUACUCCGUCAGCCAUUGGAUGAGCAUCUCAGCCGUUUAGAUGCAGACCCUCAUGAGUGUGCCCUCUGGGUGCUGCUGAAGAGAACUCACUCCAGCAGUCGUGCGGAGCGUCUGCAGGCGGUGCAGGACCUGGCUCACACGCACCACUGGCACAAUUACCAGUAUCAGACAGCAGCGCAGUCUAUAGAUCAGCGCACAGCUAUAGGUUUGGCCCGCACUCCUCAGGUGGACCUCCGCUACUUCCUGCCCCCGCCAGCACUGCCAGAGGUGGAGGAUGAGUUUCAAAUAGAGGAUGGUCUGAGGCAGCUGCUCUCCUCUCUGCCGCAGUCAGAUGUGGAUCAGUGUGUGCAGUACUUCACCUCACUAGCACUGAGAGAAAGCAGCCAAUCGCUAGCGUCUCAAAGGGGAGGGCUGUGGUGCUUUGGUGGCAAUGGGCUGCCCUACGCCCAGAGCCUCACCUCCAUCCCCUCUGAGAAGGUGGAAUCUUUUUGCCUGCAAGCUCUGGCACAGCACUCAAAGGUCCCAAGUCAUUGUGAUCGCAUAGUGGCCAAUGGCGGACUUCAGCUUUUGCAAAGAGUCUUCCAGCUUCGCCGGGAUUCUCAGAAGAUUCAGCAGAACAUUGUGCGAAUCAUCGGGAACCUCGCCCUGCACGAGAACCUUCACACAGCCAUAUUGCAAUCAGGCUGGGUGUCGGUCCUGGCUGAGAUGGUGCAGUCUCCACAUAUCAUGCAGGCAUCUCACGCUGCCCGCGCUUUAGCCAACCUGGACCGAGAUGCAGAGGUGCAGAAGUACCAGGACGGGGUCUACAUUUUACAUCCACACUGCCGCACUAGCCAGCCAAUCAAAGCGGAUGUUCUCUUUGUCCACGGCCUUCUGGGGGCUGCCUUUAAGACAUGGCGACAGAAGGACUCUGAUCCAGUAGAGGAUGAGAAAUCUGUAGGAGUGCAAGAAGACUACACAGAGUGCUGGCCUAAGUCAUGGCUGGCAGCAGACUGCCCCAACCUCAGGAUCCUAGCUGUAGAGUACGACACCCAUCUCAGCGACUGGUGGGCCAAGUGCCCUGCCGAAAACCAAAGGAAGUCCUUAGCAUAUCGCAGUCAGGAGCUCCUUGAAAAGCUAAAGGCUGCAGGAGUAGGGGAGAGGCCCGUGGUGUGGGUGGCACACAGUAUGGGAGGUUUGCUGGUGAAAAAGAUGCUUUUAGAUGCCUUAGGUGAUCCUGACCUGAAUCCCUUGGUCAAUAACACUAAGGGUGUGCUGUUCUACAGUGUUCCCCACCAUGGCACUUUCAUGGCAGGGUACUCGGUAAACGUGCGAUAUCUCCUGUUUCCGUCCAUAGAAGUGAAAGAGCUUUGCAGAGAUUCGCCAGCCUUGAGUGACUUAAAUAAGAAUUUCCUCAACAUUGCAAAAGACAAGGAGUUGAAGGUGCUGAGCUUUGCAGAAAGUUUACCCACGUCCAUUGGCCCGAUGAUGAAAAUAUUGGUGGUUCCUGCCCAGUCAGCAGAUCUGGGUAUUGGAGACCUAAUUGAAGUGGCUGUCGAUCAUCUCAACAUCUGUAAGCCUGAGAAGAAGGAUUCUUUUCUCUACAGGCGUAGUUUACAGUUUAUUCAAGAUGCUAUAGGAGCACACAUAAGCGACUGAGUCCCUCUGCCAGUGUUGGGAAUCUCAAGCGGAUCUUUUACAGUGUCGCCUUCAGCAUCUUAACGGAUUUGUAUUUGAAGAGAAAUGAACCAGUUAUAUUAAGGAAGUCAUUUUGAAAGUGCAUAUAUGAAACUAUGAAAACUAUUUUUGUAAGAAUCAUGAUGCCUGAGUUUUUCACCGACCCAGAACACACGAUUUUAGAACAUGCUGCAUAUUGAAACUUAAUUUUAAAGGUGAUGGUCUAAUUUUUCUCCAUGCACUGCUUUGGAAUGUACUCUUUUGUAAGCAAAUACUGUAUGUCUACUUAGACAUUGUAUAGCACAUGAUACUAAGCAUUUAAUUUCAUUUGAAUUAUGAUGAUGUCCCCUUAUUUAUUUGUAUUUAUUUUUUUAAUACAUUAUAGAACACCAGACAUAAGGAUUGCCCCAUUUGGACAACUCAGUAACUUUUUUGGGACCGUAACCUCAAGUGUGCAGCCUGAAAUAGAUUUGAUUGCACAGUUUGGGGGGAAAAUUUAUAUUAAUUGCUUAACUUAAAGGCCAUCAUUUCUUGACUGGCUUUUCACUUUUAAAUGUUUGCCAAAAAGCAUUGCCAUCAUUGUUAAUUGCAAAUUAAAUGGCGAUUUCUGAUGUCUGGAUAUGAUUGUUUGGAUUAAAUUGAAUAUCUUCAGAA
Molecule: messenger RNA, 2793 nt
Organism: Electrophorus electricus (electric eel)
Lineage: Eukaryota; Metazoa; Chordata; Actinopteri; Gymnotiformes; Gymnotidae
Gene: serac1
Product: serine active site containing 1
Source: RefSeq, a predicted model, not a curated record